Messenger RNA from Mya arenaria, 5418 nucleotides. RefSeq lists its product as uncharacterized. The transcript is spliced from 8 exons. Bases 370 to 1581 code for a protein of 403 amino acids. The record is from RefSeq and is a predicted model, not a curated record. Lineage: Eukaryota; Metazoa; Mollusca; Bivalvia; Myida; Myidae.
CUAUUUUUAGUGUAGGAAUUUGUCACUUAGCCAAAUGGAAUCCUGUAUAUAUGGUUAAAGUCAUUAUUUACAUUGAGCGACAAUUUCAAUUUAGAUACACAAGAUGUAAGGAGAUCAGAUAAGAUUGAUUCAAUAUAAUUGAGGUGAAUAGAUUGUUUAGUUCAUCAGGUGGUUUAAUCAUCGGCAUAAAUCGCUUAUAGCGAAGACAAUUAUGGAUCAUGUGAUGUGCUUUAAAUGAUAUCCCAGAGAAAAGAUAUAUAUUUUAAAGCCCGCACAACAGAAAAGUUUGGCCAUGUGAUGGAAGUAGUAAGGCUGUGAUUAGUUACAAGAAAACAAAAAAAUCGGGACUAGAAACCUUCAAAGGUCAGCAUGUCGAGUUUUGAUAAACUACUUGCUUUAGUUCUUCCUACAACUCAUGAUGUCUUUAGCUACUGUCGGAACAAAGUCAAAGCUGUUUGUGAAUACAUUUAUGAUACUUGCCAUUUGCAACUACACAGCAAAAGGACAGAAGAAAAAAAUAAUGUAGCUAUUACAGACAUGAAAGGGAAUCGGAAGAAGAGUUUCAUCAAAAGUAAAAACAAAAACAGCGAAAGAAAUAGAGAACCCAAGAUACAUCUUGUUUCAAUUUUGUUGAUUGCGAUAUUGGCCCUUGUGAUCCCAUGCGCUGCUGCUGCUGCUGCUGCUGCUGCUGAUGUUACCAUCAAUGAUUCAGGACAAGAGAUGUGCACAGUUAAUGUAAACCAAGGCCUCGUAAUAAUAAAUGUCACAUCCGAUGUAAAGAAUGACAUCCUCAAUUUCGGCGUUGGUGAAGAUGAUGUUGGCGACUGCGCGAAAAACACUGAGGAAGCAGUUAUUCUUCCGAAUUUUCAACAUCAGUAUAACAUAUCUUUGACACGAAGUGGACAUUGCAUCUUCAAAAUCUUAGAUUUAAAUGUAUCCCAGGCUAUUGUCAACAUCUUCUCCGAAGCUACGGCUUUGACGGUAGUGUUAAUUAAUGGAAAAGAUAACCCUGAAUGCAAGGACCCUUGGAAGCGGAGUUUUGUCCUUAAAGCUUCUCAUAAUGAACUCGACGUUGACCCAGAAGCUGGCGUUCCUCUGACCACGUCAACAACGACAGUUACAGAAACUAUCGAAUCGAAGUUGCCAAUCAACGGAUGGCCAGCAUGGGCUUAUGCUGUCUUAGUAAUUGGAAUUGUCGUGAUUAUUGCAAUCCCGAUUGUCAUAAUAAGAGUAAUACGUUUUCUAGCUUCUCGUCGUACAGAAGAAGUUGAUCCAGAAGCUGACGUUCUUCAGAACAUGUUAAAUGAAACCAACGGUACAGGUGAAUCCAUCGGUAACGCUCCCCACUCAGGUGCUUUGGUAUCCAAUGGUAGUGCUCACAACGGAGGUGCAGUUGUAUUAAAUGGUAACGCUCAUAACGCAGGUGCAGUUGUAUCCAUUGGUAACACUCACAACGCAGGUGAAGAUUUACCCAAUGGUGACGCUAACAACGCAGAAAACCAGAGGCCUGUGAAAGAUCUUGUACGACAAAUUGAGGAAAACAUUCUUCAUUCAGGCCCGGAGGGUGUAUCCAGCGUAUAGUAUCCCAGCUGUACCAAUUAUUUGGUGUCAAAACCAAUUGAUCGAGAAAAAAGAAAAAACGUACAUGUAACAAGUUUAUGUAGUUUGUAUAAAAAAGAAGAUUAUGUCGGUAACUAGUUUUAAGCUCAACAAUUCGAAGAAAAUGAAAAGCUUUAUUAUGUACCCUAGCGUCAGCUUUUCAUUUUGGUUUUGCAUGUUAGAACGUUAAAGUCGAGUUAUCAAAUUAUACAUCAUGUUAGGAAUUGAAACUUUAGACAUUCCUUCUCAACUAUCUACAUUAUAUAUCAAGUUAGAUACCUCUUUUGCAAAUAAUGUAAAUAGUGUCACUUUAUAUUUUUAAUGUUUUUACUAUUCUUAUAACAGUGAAAUACUUUGCAACUAAAAACAGCCAUUUUAAUUUGUUUGGCAUACAAAUAAUUAAUUCUACUUCAAUAAUUAUGAAAGUACUGCUUAAUCUUGACUCCAGGUUUUGAGACUUUUAACUUGCAAAAACUCCAUUUUUGGUGUUUUAUCUCAGUUAUAUAUGUCCAAUGAAGUAUUUGUAUUUGUUGAAAAGCUUUAGAAAAGUAUUCAUGGUCAAGUACUUGCAAAUAAUGUAGCUGUGCAAACGUUUUUUUAACAAAUGCAUAAAUUUUACUUAUAUAUGUAAAUAAACACAUACUAUAUCAGCGGCAUGUUCGAUCUUAAUGAGUUGCCAUUAAAUACAAACAAUACUAAAAUAAAUUCUGAUCAAAUUAUAAAAAACGAGCAUUUGGUUUAAUAUAUAGAAUGGACUAUUUCCACAUAAUGAAGAACACUAGUAUAUAUGUUUCACUCAUGAAAUAAAGUGUUUGAUGUAUAUUGAAUGGUUAAUCAAUAAUAUUAUGCGUGAGUGUAUGCGUGUUUACAUUAAAAUGCUUACUUGUUGUCUCUUUGCUGUGCCAUUUUAGUUUGUGUUAGUAAAGGUUGAGUUUUACCAUGUACAUAUUUUAGUAUUUGUAAAUGCAGCCAAUGUUUAUCACAAAAGUCAUGUUAAUUCUUAGGUUUGGUAGAAAUUAGCUUGAGUGUUUGCUCAAUGUUUGUUUGUUCAUUUAUCCCAGAAAUUGAGAUUUACCAAAAUGGAUAUUUACUAAUCAAAAUCAUUUAGAUAUGCAAACAAGCAAAUAGAUAACAAGUCCAUGGGUUUUCAGUGUGUUAUACAAUUGGAUAUUGAUGUAUACUGUGGCAUUCGUUUAUUUACAGAAUGUAAAGAUAUCAGAACUGAUGGCAUUAUUAAACGGCUUUUGCAAUUAUGACACAUGUUGAACGUGUUCUUCUUUUUAAUGUAUGUCGCUUUGGGCAUUGGCAAGUUUAUAGGUAUUUUUCCCAUUAAUGCUCAGGUAUAAAUGACUUUAUUUAUAAUGUGGCAUUCCUAAAUUGUACAAACUUAACAUGUUCAUUUUGUAACGUUCGGUGAUAAUUGAGAUAUUUUGAACAGUGUGUUAAACUAUUUAUAAAGCCUUUGGCGCUGAAUGAAUUUUCAUUUUAGAGCGCGAAGCAAAUAUUUACUGUUUUAUUACAUGAACUGUGUGCGAAUGAGUAGUUUAGUAGUUUUAUUUCUCCUGUUCACUGUAGAGCAUGGAACAAAUAUUCGCAAAUGUAUCAAAGGUAUUAUGUGUGUUUACAUAAAAAAGGCUGACAAUAUUUAAGCCGUUUUCCUUUUUCAUGUGCAUUAUUAACUUGUUGUCUUUUUGCUGUGCCAUAUAGUAUUUGUUAGUAAAUGUUAGUUUUAUCCUGUAAAUGCUAAUUUAUACCUGCAGUCAAUGUUUAACAGUGGUUUUUUCCUUCGUUUGUUUUAAAGUAGCUGCAAUGUUUGUUCAACGGGCAAUAUUUAUCCCGAAAUGGCUAUUUACUUAUAUAAGUAUUUUUCAAAAAGAUAGCAUGUGGAUGGCUCAUCAGUGUAUCAAUACAAAUGGCUGCUGUUGUAUAUUGUUGCAUUCGUUUAUUUACAGAAUGUUAAGAUAUCUAUAGUAAUGACAUUAUCUUAUAGCCUUUGUAAAAAUGGCAUAGCUUUAAUUUGUCACAUGUUCUUUUCUUCAAUGUCCAUUGUUUUUUGUGGGAACUGGAAAGUUCAAAAGGCAUUCUUUUUCCAUUAAUAUUUUGUAAUACAUAUGUUAAUGUAUAAUAUGGCAUUCCUAAAUUGUGCAGACUGUAUAGAUAUAUAAAUAUAUAGUAAUGGCAUUUUGUUCUCUGCUCAACUAUCUACCUACUAUAAUAAAUCAAGUAAGAUACCUCUUAUGCAAAUAAUGUAAAUAGUGUCCCUUUAUAUUUUUUUAAAUGUUUUCAUUAUUCUAAAAACAAUUAAAUACUUUUCAACCAAUAACAGCCAACUGAAUUAGGUUUAUUAUAUAGAAUGGGCAACUAUUUUCACAUUAUGAAGAACAGUAGUCUAAUAGUUUCACUCAUUAAAUAAAGCGUUUAAUUCAUAUUCAAUGCUUUAUCAAACGAAGUAUUCGUGAAUGUAUGCGUGUUGACAUCAAAAAGGCUGGCAUUGAUUUAGUAGUUGACUGUUCAUUGUAGUAAAGCAUAAACUAAUAUUCACUGAUUUAUAAAAGGUAUUCUGUGUUGAAGAAUGCGUGUACACAUAGAAAAGCCUGAUAUUAAUUAAGUAGUUUCCUCCCUGAUUUUCAUUGUCGUCUCUUUACUGUGCCAUUUUAGUCUUUGUUGGUAAAUAUUGAGUUUUAUCAUGUACAUGUUUAUUUAUAACUGCAGCCAAUGUUUAUCACAAAAGUCAUGUUAAUUUUUAGGUUUGGUCGAAAUUACCUUGAAUGUUUGCACAAUGUUUGUUUGUUCAUGUGCAAAUUCGCUCAAGAUAACAAAUGGAUGGGUUAUCAGUGUGUUAUACAAGUGGAUGCUUAUGUAUACUGUGGCAUUCGUUUAUUAACAGAAUGUAAAAAUAUCAGAACUGAUGGCGUUAUUAAACCGCUUUUGCAAUUAUGAUACAGCUUAAACGUGUUCUUUUUAAUGUACGUUAAUUUGUCUCUUUAGGCAUUGGCAAAAUUUGAAUGUAUUCUUUUCCCAUAAAUCCCCAGGUAUAAAUAACAAAUGUAUGAUUCAAUAAUUGUACAAACUCUAUGUCUUCUUUUUUGUAAUGGUCGGUGGUCAUUGAGAUAUUUUGAACAGUGUGUUAAACUAACACUAACUGUGUGCGAAAAAAUGUGUUUUAACUUUAUAUUAUAUGAAAAAAAACUGACUUUACUUUAGUAGUUUUCUUUCUACUGUUCAUUGUAGAGCAUUCAACAAAUAUUCACAAAUGUAUCAAAGGUAUCAUGUGUGAAUGCAUGCAUGUUUACAUAAAAAAGGCUGACACUAUUUAAGCAGUUUUCUUUUUCAUGUUCAUUAUUAACUUGUGGUAUUUUUAAUUGGCUGCUGUUGUAUACUGUGUUUAAUUGUUUAUUAACAGAAUGUUAAGAUAUCUAUAGGAAUCACUUUAUCAUACAGCUUUUGUAAUUAUGACACAGCUUUAAUUGGUCACAUGUUCCUCUUUUCAAUGUCAAAUUGUUUUGUGGAAUUUGAAAGUUUAAAAGGCAUUCUUUUUCUGUUAAUAUUCAGUUAUAAAUAUAUGACAUUCCUAAAUUGUGCAGACUGUACAGAUAUAUAUAGUAAUGACAUUAUGUUAAAAUAUUUACUUGACAACGUUUAAACUUUGACAUAUUCCUAUCAUAAAAUGUUUACAUAAAGCGAAACGUUUAGAAAUUGUUUGUGCGAUACCUAUUUCAGUAAGAAUUGUUAUGCAUGUUAUAAACUGUAAACUUUGUGUCUUAAUGUGAAUGCAUUACUUGUCCGAAUUAAAGUUAUCUCUGAAUAUCUGAAAUAAAC